Molecule: messenger RNA, 3067 nt
Organism: Salarias fasciatus (jewelled blenny)
Lineage: Eukaryota; Metazoa; Chordata; Actinopteri; Blenniiformes; Blenniidae
Gene: smdt1a
Product: single-pass membrane protein with aspartate-rich tail 1a
Exons: 3
Coding region: 33-329 (98 amino acids)
Biological process (GO): mitochondrial calcium ion homeostasis; calcium import into the mitochondrion
Cellular component (GO): uniplex complex
Source: RefSeq, a predicted model, not a curated record
GCAUUGCUGCCGCAGCCUCCCGCUCCCGAAUCAUGGCGUCGGCGCUGCUCGUUCACCUGGCCCGCCUCUCGGCCCUCGGACGCGGCCGCUCCAGCCUGCUGACCCCCGCAGGAGAGCCGCUCCGGGCGGGUGCGGCCCGCCGGACCGCCGUCAGCUCGUCCACCGGGGCGAUUCUCCCCAAACCCAAGAAGACCCCCUUCGGCCUUGUCCGGAUUGCUCUGGUAGUGGUGCCCUUCUUGUAUGUGGGGACUCUGAUCAGCAAGAACUUUGCUGCGCUGCUGGAGGAGCACGACAUCUUCGUCCCCGAGGACGACGACGACGAUGACUGAGGGGUCUGUAGGCUUCCUGGUGAUCAGGUUCAUGGGACGUCAAUGCCUCUGCUGCGUGUCUGCAACCUUCUGAGCAGAUAAAAAGCCUUCCUGGAGUUCUGCUGUGUUUAAGUCGCCUUCUGUCUGCACUGGAUUCAGGGUUUCACUGCCGUUGCCGUGGGCCGCUCGUACCGUGUUUGCAUGCACUGCUUGUGUCUUAAAAGAGAAGAACACUUGUGUAAAAGUUUGUCAGUGGACCGUGGCGAGAGUAAGUAGAUUUUGUGAAAAUAGACUCGAUGUCGCACAAUCAGUCCAAAAUAAAGUGUGUUUUUGGUGUCUGAUCACACUAAAGAGGAUUUCUCUGUAGUCUUAAGGUUUGAAGAGAUGCCAGAUGUGAACAAUAAAAAAAAUAAUAAUUUAAGCUCAACACCUUUAAUUCAAAUCAAGUUCACUCUGAACAAAAGAGGCAGUUUUCAGGUAAGUGUGUCUUAUGUGUGUAUUUACAAUAAAGGAGAACAAUUGUCACAGCUGGCUCAGAGAACAAGGGGUCAGGGGUCAGCUGAUGGCGGUACAGUUCACGGGUCGUGACCUCUGUAGAAUUUGGACAGAAAGUCAUUAGAACGAGGUUCCUGGGUCUCGCUGAAAUAUCGCAUGACAUGAGUCUUCUGCUUCCAGACUUGGAUCGUUUCCUCAAGCUCCAUUUUCCCCUGGGAUUUAAAAAGAAACAUUUUUAAAGACAAUGAAAACAGGAUUUGAGAAGUAAACAUGAAAUAUUGCUUUGAUUUUUUUGUUUUUCUAAGUUAAUCAAAGAUGUUUUUACCUUAAUGACCAGCAGGUCGAUGACUCGGGGAUCGGUGAUGUGCUUGUUCUUGUCAAACAUCUCCCUCACUUUGUCUCUUCCCUGACGUGUUGAGAUGUCCAGCUGAAAUGUAGCCACUGCAGGGAGAAAAACAGAGGGUCAAUCUCAGUGUGGCUGCAGUAAACAAAAAAAUAUAUCAACAUGGUGGUAACACAUUAUCUAUGGAUAAAUCUGGUCCAAAUAACCUGAAAUAUAAAUGAACUGCAUCAGAAAUAACUAGCAGAAUUGACCAAUGAUUAAUGAUAGCACUGAUUGAACAAUGGCAAAUGUUAACACUGAACUCUAAACAGGUUGAAAAUAUAUAAUAUAGACUGCUACAGCAACAAGCUGAUUAUCAAUUAUUUUAUAUAAAACUUGAAGUAUGUAGAGAUUGGGCAUAACCCUAACUUGAAUGCCAACAUGCUGGGACAUCUGUAUUUUCCUGGACCACAGUGAACCAAAGUAUGUUUAAAAAACACUAAAACUAAAUGAAGGACAAGUUUUUAAACUUAAUUGAAACCUUAAAAAAUUGUAGACUUAUCCAACACAGACAAUCCCUUGUACAACAAGCAAGCAAAGAGGAAAAAAGUACAACAUGUCAGACACUUCUUUAGCUGCUACAUCACAAGUAUCUGUACCAUGUGAAGCAUUAGUGUCAUGUCAUAAAGUGCUUUUGUAAUUCCAGAAAGAUGUGUCUUUUAAAGUCUCAACCAAUUCUGAUUGACUUGUGAAUUCCAUGAUUUACUCGUAUAUCUACACUCAGGAUUCUGCUAACAAAUUGAUCUGAGGACGAACAACCAGUGGGACUGUAUGAAACAGCCCAUUAGAUUAUUAAUAGUUUAUUUAAAACAAAUAACCCUUGUGUUUAUAGUGAACUUGAAUAUCAAGUAAAUAAAUAAAUGAGAUUAUCAGAAACUCGUUUGUUUGUAUGCGUUAGCUCAGGCUACUGAGUUACAAAUAAAGAGUUAGGGUUGGUGACUUGCUAACUGACAAGCUUCUCAUAUGAUCACUCAAAACAGACAUUUCUACAAAUCACAGGAGAAAUGAAAUGACACAGUUUUCAUAUGUUUCACUGUAUGUCCUGCAGUUUCUUCAGCAGUUGGGUGUUUUUGCUAAAGCUCCGUGCAUAACUCGACCUUGACGCUGGAGCCUCACUCCGCUGUUCACCGGCCACAGUCAAACAAACGUACCUGAGUUCGGGACCUCUCGGUACCAGGCCCGGUACAGCUCACGGACCCUCCGCUUAGCCUCGUCUAAAUCCCUGCUGAAGAUCGGCUUCACGACUUUAGCUGCUGCGGCUCCGGUUCGGGUCGCAGCUGUGGACGCCAUGACUGCUGCUGUGGCUUCUUCUGCUGCUGCUGCUACUGCUGCUGCGCUUCCUGUUGGGUCGAUAUGUUCACACGAGCGCGCUGCUGCCGCCUUCUGGAGAGGAGGCUCCACUGCAAGGCGCUGACACGGAAUUACAUCCUGCUUUUAUUGCUUAUGCUUACAUUUCCAUGUAUUUACAAAAAUAAUUCUUUCACUAUUGUAAAUAUUACCUCCAACACUACUUUUUAAGCUACACAUCAAACACGAGGGAAUUAGUGUCUGAGAUUAUUUAUUAAAAUGAUUCUUGAACUCAUAUUUGGAAACCUUUUUACUUCCAUACAAGAUUCAAUGACAACAGCAAGAAAUGAACUGCUCAGUACAGCAAUGUUUCGGCUGAUGUAUUUUAUUGAUUGCAAAAAUGUGUAUAAUUUACAAAGGUACAGGCUUUACAGAACAUUAAAUAUGAAAAUGCAGGUAGAUAGGUCAUUUUAUCACAAUACAUACAGUCAAUAAUUAAAAAAAAAAAAAAACAAAUUGGCUCAUUAUUGCAACACCUGUCAAAUGUGGUGAUGGUGGCACAUGCACAAUGUGCCUUUAAUGAUCAGGAGGAACU